Molecule: messenger RNA, 3324 nt
Organism: Hyalella azteca
Lineage: Eukaryota; Metazoa; Arthropoda; Malacostraca; Amphipoda; Hyalellidae
Product: extensin-2
Exons: 7
Coding region: 107-1075 (322 amino acids)
Source: RefSeq, a predicted model, not a curated record
AUGCACGCAUCAGUUCGCCGUCUGCCGUCGUGUGGUACGGAGCUUCGCUUAUCAGGAUUACCAUCCUACUGUGUCUGGUGGCUCCAUCAAGGGACCUGGAGUGAAAAUGAUGCGUCGAGUGCUUAUCCUGCUGUUGGUGUUGGCUGCUGUUCACGCUGAAGCCAAAGCUGAAGCCAAGGCAGAAGCCAACCCCGAACCUAAAGCUGAGCCCAAACCUGAACCAAAAGCUGAGCCAAAUCCUGAACCAAAACCAGAAGCCAAAGCAGAAGCUAAAGCAGAUGCAGACCCCGACUACGGCCCCCCUCCAACAUACGGUCCUCCUGCUCCAAGCUAUGGCGCUCCACCAGCGCCUUCUUAUGGAGCGCCUCCAGUCCCUUCGUACGGACCUCCUCCAGUGCCAAAGAAUACCUGCCCAAAGAAAUGCUACGACAAAAUCUUUUACACAACCCUCACCAAAACUGCCAUGGAGCAUCACACACACUGGAACACAUACGACCAGCUGGUGCCGUACACUCUGUACAAGUACGUGACUGAGACGCUGUACUACCCCACUACAGUCGUGCAGUACGAGUUCAUCACUCAGCCGCUGCCUGAUCAAGUCAUCUACGAGACCAAAGUGGCCUACAAUACCGCCAAAAUCAACAAGAUCCAAGUUGAGACCAAGCAAGACUACAUGCCGGGCACACACUACUACAUGAAGACACUCACCGAGUCACACUACUGCACGCACACGGCGCAGGUUCCAUAUUACGUGACUGUGACACAGAACGUGUACAAAACAGUUCAAGAGCCACACUACGUCACAGAGACGAAGAUUGAGCAGCACUACGUCUCUGUCACGGAGGACGAGCCUCACUACGUGGCUCAGACUCAGUACGCCACUAAGGCAAACUAUGUCUACGUGACAGUGACAGAGACGCAACAUGGCUACGCCACCAUCACACACACCGUCAAGAAGCCCGAGUACAAGACCGUGUGCCCCAAGCCCAGCUAUGGCUCCCCUAAGCCCAGCUAUGGCGCGCCUCCCCAGCCCAGUUACGGUGCCCCUGCAGGCUACGGCAGCAUGGGUUACUAGCUCCUCUAAGAGAUACUCCUUAUCUACUGCGGGGAGACCAAAUCAGCGCGGCGGCUCCAGUCAAAUCCAAUGUCUCAACGAUUUUUACGAGUGAUAUCUUCUGCUGGACUUCCCAGCGUUACGAACGACAUUAAUUUUAUUAUGGAAGAUUACUAGAAAGUUUUGAGAUGUUGAACGUUUUUGUUCAAGAACGGCAAUGCCCAAGUAAGAAUAUUGGCAUCUCAUCUUCAGCAUUUGCCUAUUUUUGCUCAAUAGCGUUUGAAGAAUUUCAAAACAUUCUAGUAUUCUUCAGUUGUUACGCACACAAGUCACCCGAGGGUUAGCAGUCCCAUAGGUAUUUACAUGGAAAGUCAACUUAAGGGAGAUUUGUUUUUAAGUCAAACAACUUUUGUUCCUAAAGUUCGAUGUUUUCCUUCCUUCGAACGAAAAGUACAACGAAAAUAAUCUUAAGGCGGCGGUAGCGUACGACAGGUGUUUGGGCAGAGCAUCUGUUUCGAUUAAGGAGAAAUGUAAACUAUAAAAGGCAGCUUGUUGAAACUUGAUUGCAUUUCAGUCGAAGUAGAAAUUGUGUUGUUAGUAAGCUGUGUCAGAUGAUUUUGACCCGUUUUGUUAUACUAUGUUUGUUUCUGGACGUGAAGUUUAUCACCCUACCAAGAAUUCUCCUUUCUGCAAGGAAAGUUUACCUGAAUUUACGAAAUUGUAACAUAAUACGCCACAAACUUGAGCCAGUUUCGCAAAGAUAUUGAAAAUGUAGAUACCAAUAAUUAUUUAUAUCUUGCUGAUUCUCUCAUUGACACCAAUUCUGAAAAGUUAACUCGACUCUGGAUCAAAAGAAAUUUUAUUUAUAUAGGCAGCGUUUGGGCGAACGUUGUCUAUAGCAUUUCAUUUGAUCCCAAAAGUCGAUUCAUUUACAUUCACCCUUCAAAUGGGUUCCAGACAUUUUGAGUUUUUCGCUAAAAAUUUAUUUGUUCUUCAAAUUUGAAAAUAAGAACUUUAGAAUUUGAACUUUAUAAUAGUGAACUUUAAGCAGGAGCGUUUUUUCGCAAACUUCAACAUGAGAUGGCGAUAAGAAAAUUUUACAGAAAAACUAUUCUUACGUUUCUUUUGACCGUUGUAUGUAUCCAAAAAUGAAUUAUACGUUUUCUUUCAUUGAUUUUAGCUAUAAGUCUAGAGUUAUAUCUUAUUUUAAAUUGUCAACGUACUUUACAAAGGAUUUGCUUGCAAUUUGUUAUGUCAACUACUCCUAGCGAACAGUAAUUAUUGUAAACGCGUUUGGUUAUGAAUUAGAACCAAAAAUUUGUGUUGUGCAAAGUAUAUUCGCAACAAGUUUCACUUCAGUUGAAAACACAAUUUAGCGAUUGUUAUAUCAGGCAUGGCUCUAUUACUGACGAGUUUUCAGAGCUAUUGUAUUAUAUUGUUGUAAAUACUUUUUGAGAUUGAAUGUAUGGGAGUGUGUUUGAGUGCGCGAGUGUAAACCUAGACCGUUUUCCGCGGCCGUCAUUCACCCUCGUAAAGCAUGAGUUAAAAUUCUGUUAGUUCUUCCGUGUUGAAUCAAUUAAUGAAAUAACCCGAUGUUUCACUGCCCCUAGUGUUUUAUGCAUAUCAUAGAAAUUGAUAUUAAACAAUUAAAUGGGAUAUCAAAUCCGAAUAUUUAUUUGUAUCAGCUGCAGAGUUAAUAGAAGUUAGGGUCAAUUUUAGAAUGCCCUACUGAAAUUUGGCUAUGCAAUUUUAAAAUUGAAUGCUGACUUAUGACGAUAAUGACAACAAAAAAUUUUAAUAUAGCGUCCAAAAUUUAGUAAUAUAGUAAUCCAGUCAUUCCCAUAAUUCUCCCGUCGCCAGUUGACAUAAUGUUUUAAAUUAUUGAGCAGAUGAUGUUGAAUGAAUGCGCCGCAUGUUCAGUUAUGUUAUUGUUUCGCGAUUAUUUCUUCUCUGGCGAGUCUUAGUUGUGUCGAGUUGCGACCUUUUUUGCAUUAAAUAUUAUUGUCGUUAAAAACUAUUUCAAAGCGUAUGAAGCUAUUUGAACUUUGAUAAAAGUUAAAUGGUUUCAGCCAACAAAAUUUUGCACAACAAAUUCAAUUAUCAAUUUAAGAUUUGAAUGGAUUAUUUCUCAUGUUUUAGUUCACUAAAUAAUAGUUAAGCAGCCUCGCAAAUGCUUUAUGACUUCUUUCGUUAUUGCAUGAAUCAAUUAAUUGUACAUGAAUGGAUCAACUGCGGUCCUUGAUGUUAAACCAAUAAAAUACUACAACUUA